Aphanomyces invadans is the source of this 809-nucleotide messenger RNA. RefSeq lists its product as hypothetical. The transcript has a single exon. Lineage: Eukaryota; Oomycota; Saprolegniomycetes; Saprolegniales; Verrucalvaceae. The record is from RefSeq and is a predicted model, not a curated record. Bases 92 to 769 code for a protein of 225 amino acids. Gene Ontology annotation, molecular function: phosphatidylinositol binding.
GCCCGUUCAAGCCAGCUGGCCCGCCGACGGCGAUGAUGGGUGUCGCAGUUCUCCACUCCCAUCGGCUUGCUGGGCUGGGAACAGGCCAUUGAUGUGGACGAUCAAGGCGUCGGACGUGCUGACUGCUGCCACUCCCAACGAGUCGCUUCCGCCGACACCCUCCACUGUCGUCGAAGACUCCUUCAAGAACACCAUGCCUCGGUUCGUCGACCUUACAGUCACCAGCUAUUCCGUAGGGAAGGACGGCGUCGUCAUGUAUCACGUCGAUGUGCAGAGCUCGACAGGGACGUACACCAUCAGGCGGCGCUACACGGAUUUUCGCGUGCUGUACCUCGAUCUGGCCAAGGUUAUGCCCUUAGACACCGCCGACGAUGUCAUGGCUUCCCGCACGAGUCUCCUCUCUCGCUUCACGACAUCAGGGUCGACGUUGCCACCCCUUCCGUCCGCUGGCGUGUGGUCUUUUCUCCGAAAGCAUGACACCAAAGUCCUGGAAAAGCGCCGGGCAAGUUUUCAAGACAUUCUGGACGCAGCGGCAUCUCACACUGUCGCCCGAGCAAGUGCAGCGUUCCAGGACUUCCUUAGCGUAGCGCCAGAGUCUGUGGACGAAGGUCGAGCGUCGUACACCUCCCUUCGAGAUUACAGCGUGCCCACAGACACCAUGGUGUAUAACAGACAACGGAAGAAGGGUCCUGGGCGAAGGCGCAUGGGAAGCGAGGCCGCGUCCGAGACAUCGACGAUUCAAUCUUCCUCAAUACGGGUAGUUAGCUAAGAUUCAAUUAGCCUCCCGGCAUCCUUCCGCCUCUGUCUCC